Messenger RNA from Fraxinus pennsylvanica, 5133 nucleotides. The record is from the annotation of a GenBank genome assembly. NCBI's taxonomy places the organism in Eukaryota, Viridiplantae, Streptophyta, Magnoliopsida, Lamiales, Oleaceae.
AUGUCAAGUUCUCAAACCCUUGGUGGACCGUCCCGGUGUGGCUGGCUACUGGGGCCGUCGUUAGACAAGAUCAUCAAGAACGUGGCUUGGAGGAAGCACUCCCAGCUAGUGUCCGCCUGCAAAUCUGUUCUUGAUAAGCUUGAUUCUUUGCCCGAUUUACCCGACGAUCCCGCAUCCUGUUCCCCCCUCUACGGUCUAUCUUCUACCGAUGCCGAAUUCGUUCUCCACCCUGUCAUCAUGGCUAUUGAAUCCGCCUCCCCAAAGGUUGUUGACCCCGCCCUAGAUUGUGCCUUCCGACUCUUCUCCUUUGGACUCAUCCGUGGCUGCCAAAUCGACCGCACUGAAGCCAAAGAUAAGCCUUCCCUUAUUUUUCGCCUCAUAGAUUCCAUUUGUAAAUGUACGGGCAUGGGCGAUGAGAACAUUGAGCUUGCUUCCCUCAAGGCUCUGCUCUCUGCUGUUCGAUCUCCCUUUAUCUAUAUUCGGGGUGAUUGUCUUGUCUACAUUGUCAGGUCCUGUUACAACGUGUACUUGGGUGGCCAAAACGGCACCAAUCAAAUCUGUGCAAAGUCGAUUCUUGCUCAGAUGAUGAUAAUUGUUUUCACCAGAGCCGAGGAGAAUUCCAUGCUUGUUAACUUUAAGACAGUUUCUGUGUUUGAACUGUUAGAAUUUGCUGAUAGGAAUUUGAAUGAAGGGAGUUCUAUACAAUUUGCUCAAAACUUCAUUAACGAGAUUGUGGAGGCCAAGGAUAGCCUACCUGAUGCAACACUAUCCUUGGAAUUGCAGAAGGGCGUGAAUCACGCUGAGGCAAAAGCUGAUGAAGAGAUGGGGAAGGGUAUAUCAGCCAAUGAGAGGGAAAAUUUGAGUGAUUACAGUAUAAUUAGAGAGGAUUGCUUUAUGCUCUACAAGAAUUUGUGCAAAUUAUCUAUGAAGUUUUCUUCGCAAGAACAUCCAGAUGAUCAGAUCCUUUUGAGGGGAAAAAUUCUCUCCUUGGAGCUUCUGAAUAUCAUCAUGGGCAAUGCAGGCCCUAUAUGGCAGACAAAUGACAGGUUUCUUAAUGCUAUCAAACAAUAUCUGUGCCUAUCAGUGUUGAAGAACAGUGCACUAUCUGUUAUGACUAUUUUUCAGCUUCUUUGUUCUAUAUUCCGAAAUUUAUUGUUAAAAUUUAGAUCCAGCUUGAAAUCAGAAAUUGGAAUUUUCUUCCCCAUGCUCGUACUUCGUGUGCUCGAGAAUGUACUUCAGCCCAGUUUCUUACAGAAGAUGACUGUUCUGAGUUUAUUGGAAAAGAUCUUACAGGAUUCACAAAUUAUUGUCGACAUUUUUGUUAACUAUGACUGCGAUGUGGACGCUCCAAACAUAUUUGAAAGGAUUGUCAAUGGCCUUCUGAAAACUGCUCUAGGUCCGCCUCCUGGUUCCACUACUUCAUUGUCUCCAGCCCAAGAUAUGACAUUUCGUCAUGAAUCAGUGAAGUGUUUGGUCAGAAUCAUCAAGUCAAUGGGAACAUGGAUGGACCAACAGCUGAAAACUGGAGAAUCCAAUCUGCCAAAUUUCUCUGAUAAUGAGACCUUGAUGGAGAAUCCCACAACCUUUAACGAAGACAGAAAUAUUGCUGAAGAGCUUCAUUCAGAAGCAACUUCUGAAUUUGCAGGUGCUGCAGCCUUGGAGCAGCGCCGAGCUUAUAAAUUAGAAAUUCAGAAUGGUGUUGCACUGUUUAAUAGAAAACCUUCAAAGGGGAUUGAGUUCUUAUUAAGCAAGAAAAUUUGCAGCUCCCCAGAAUCAGUGGCAACUUUUCUCAAAAAUACUACUGGCCUUAAUGCUACUGUGAUUGGCGAUUAUCUUGGAGAGAGAGAGGAAUUUCCUUUGAAAGUUAUGCAUGCAUAUGUUGAUUCCUUCAACUUUGACGGAAUGGACUUUGGUGAAGCGAUCAGAUUUUUCUUAAGAGGAUUUAGAUUACCAGGAGAAGCUCAAAAGAUUGAUCGCAUCAUGGAGAAAUUUGCUGAGCGGUAUUGUAAAUGCAAUCCAAAUUCAUUUACUAGUGCAGAUGCAGCUUAUGUUCUUGCAUACUCUGUGAUAAUGCUCAAUACUGAUGCACAUAACAGUAUGGUAAAAGAUAAGAUGACCAAGGUUGAUUUCAUCCGGAAUAACCGAGGGAUUGAUGAUGGCAAGGAUCUACCUGAAGAGUUUCUGGGCACCCUCUAUGAUCAAAUUGUGAAAAAUGAGAUUAAGAUGAGUGCAGAUUCUUCUGCUCCACAAAGCAAACAGGGGAACAGCCUUAAUAAACUACUGGGCUUGGAUGGUAUACUCAAUCUAGUUUGGAAGAAUACAGAAGAAAAACCAUUGGGUGCCAACGGACAUCUAAUAAGGCAUAUCCAAGAGCAGUUUAAAGCAAAAUCUUCAAAAUCUGAGAGUAUAUUCUAUGCUGUCUCAGAUCCUGCAAUAUUGAGGUUCAUGGUUGAAGUCUGCUGGGGUCCUAUGCUAGCUGCUUUCAGUGUGACUUUGGACCAGAGUGAUGACAAGGAAACUACUUCUCAAUGCAUGCAGGGUUUCCGAUAUGCUGUGCAUGUUACUGCUGUUAUGGGCAUGCAGACUCAGAAGGAUGCUUUUGUCACCACUGUAGCUAAAUUUACUUACCUCCAUUGUGCUGCAGAUAUGAAGCAAAAAAAUGUUGAUGCUGUCAAGGCAAUGAUAUCAAUUGCUAUUGAAGACGGGAAUUAUCUUCAGGAAGCAUGGGAACAUAUUUUAACAUGUUUAUCUCGAUUUGAGCAUCUCCAGCUCUUGGGAGAAGGGGCACCUUCUGAUGCAUCUUUUUUUACGGCAUUGAAUGCCGAAGCUGAAGACAAAACUUUAAAAUCUGCAAGUUUUUCAUCUUUGAAGAAAAAAGGAACACUCCAGAAUCCUGCUAUGGUGGCUGUCGUUCGAGGGGGAUCAUAUGACAGCACCAGUCAUGGAGUCAAUUCCCCUGGUCUUGUUUCUCCCGAGCAGAUCAAUAACUUCGUUUCGAACUUGUAUUUGCUUGACCAAAUAGGAAAUUUUGAGUUGAACCACAUUUUUGCUCACAGCCAGAGGUUGAACAGUGAAGCAAUAGUGGCUUUUGUGAAGGCACUUUGCCACGUCUCCAUUUCUGAAUUGCAAUCUCCAACUGACCCUCGCGUAUUUAGCCUUACUAAAAUUGUGGAAGUUGCGCACUACAACAUGAAUCGCAUCAGGCUGGUAUGGUCUCGAAUAUGGAGUGUUCUUUCAGAUUUUUUUGUGGCAGUUGGUUUAUCAGAAAAUCUUUCGGUUGCAAUCUUUGUCAUGGACUCAUUGCGGCAGCUUGCUAUGAAAUUCCUAGAACGAGAAGAACUGGCAAAUUAUAAUUUCCAAAAUGAAUUUUUGAGACCAUUUGUGAUUGUCAUGCAGAAAAGCAGCUCCACAGAAAUUAGAGAGUUAAUAGUUCGGUGUAUCUCGCAAAUGGUCCUCAGCCGGGUCAAUAAUGUAAAAUCCGGAUGGAAGAGCGUUUUUAUGGUUUUUACGGCUGCUGCAGCCGAUGAAAGAAAGAACAUAGUCUUGCUGGCCUUUGAAACCAUGGAAAAAAUAGUGCGAGAAUAUUUUCCUUACACAACUGAGACUGAGGCCAUCACUUUUACUGAUUGCGUUAAAUGCCUCAUCACCUUCACACAGAGUAGAUUCAACAGUGAUGUUAGUCUCAAUGCUAUAGCUUUUCUUCGGUUCUGCGCUGUCAAACUUGCAGAUGGAGGACUUGUUAGCAAUGAGAAAACCAAGGGAGAUGAUUCCUGCACUCUGGUAGAGAACAACAAUGCUGUGGAUGGACAAAGCUUUGUGGAAAAAGAUGAUUUUAUGUCUUUCUGGAUUCCUUUGCUUUCAGGGUUGUCCAGAUUAACAUCAGAUCCUAGAUCAGCUAUUAGAAAGAGCGCUUUGGAAGUUCUUUUUAAUAUUUUGAAGGACCAUGGUCAUCUUUUUUCAAGCCCGUUCUGGAUCAAUAUUUUCAAUUCUGUGAUCUUCCCCAUAUUCAGUUCUGUUCGUGAUAGUAGAGAUGCACAAAAGAAGGAUGACUGUUAUCUGAAAAGUUUUGAAUCCCCGCAUCCUGACAGGAACAUAUGGGACUCUGAAACUUCUGCAUUGGCAGUGGAAUGCCUAGUUGAUCUAUUUGUCAGUUUCUUUGAAAUGGUAAGGACUCAACUGCCAAGUGUCGUCUUGAUACUGGCUGGGUUUAUUAGAAGCUCUGGCCAAGGUCCUUCAAGUGCUGGGGUAGCUGCAUUGAUGCGUUUGACCACUGAUUUAAGAGGCAGACUUUUGGAAGAAGAAUGGCUAGAUAUCUUCCUUUCUUUGAAAGAGGCUGCCAUAUCCAGUUUGCCGGGAUUUUUAAAGCUUUUGAGAACCAUGGAUAGCAUUGAAGUGCCUGAAGUUGCUCGCUCCAAUAAUGACACAGAAAAGUCUUCUGGCCUCGGAAUAUCCCACGAUGACUCCGAGCACGAUAAUCUGCAAACUGCUGCAUAUGUUGUUUCAAGGGUUAAAAGUCAUUUAUCCAUGCAGCUGCUCAUUAUACAGGUUGUAACUGACCUUUACAAAAUGCAUUGGCGAUCCUUAUCUGUGAACACUGUGAAUGUCCUUCUCGAAAUCUAUUCAUCCAUUGCUUUUCACUCCCACCAAUUGAACUCUGAGACAACACUGCAGCUUAAGUUACAGAGAGCGUGCUCUAUCCUUGAGAUAUCGGAUCCACCCAUGGUUCACUUUGAAAAUGAGUCAUACCAGAAUUAUCUCAACUUCCUGUAUGAUCUACUUAUGAAUAAACCGUCUUUGUCUACAGAGAAGAACAUAGAAGGAGAGCUUGUCUCCGUAUGUGAGAAAGUAUUGAAGAUGUACCUGGAUUGUGCUGGAUUGAAAUAUACAACACAGAAAGUAGUCAGUAAGCCUAUGGUACACUGGGUUCUUCCAUUGGGUUCAGCUAAGAAGGAGGAAUUGGCCGCCAGGACGCCUCUAGUCCUAUCAGUUUUGCAGAUUUUGGCUAGUUUAGAAAAAGAUUCAUUUAGAAAGCAUAUUUCACAGUUAUUUCCUCCAUUGGUAGAUCUUGUUCGGACCAGACUUGUGAGCAGUCCUGUGGGCAGUGGUGCUGGAGAUUGUACCGCCAGUGGGUGA